Rotaria sp. Silwood1 is the source of this 801-nucleotide messenger RNA. The record is from the annotation of a GenBank genome assembly. NCBI's taxonomy places the organism in Eukaryota, Metazoa, Rotifera, Eurotatoria, Philodinida, Philodinidae.
AUGGCAACCAAGCGUGAUGGUACCAAAGCCGCCUCGAAAAAGGCUGUUUGGUGGGACGGAGGAAUUCACGCUCGAGAAUGGAUUAGUCCAGCAACAGUCAUCUACAUUGCUUAUACUCUUCUGUCAAAGUAUGGCCAAGACCCGACCAUUACGCAUCUAGUUGAUCAAUUUGAUUAUUAUAUUUUGCCUGUAUUCAAUGUUGAUGGCUAUGCAUAUACAUGGACAAAAGAUCGUUUAUGGCGCAAGACUCGUAGCAAAACAUCGGUUCCGCUGUGUUAUGGUGCGGAUCCGAAUCGUAAUUGGGAUUAUCAUUGGUGUGAAAGUGGUGCUUCGCAUGAUCCUUGUUCGGACACUUUCUGUGGCGAAAAAGUAUUUUCCGAAAUUGAAACAGCUCAAGUAGCGAAAUUCAUCACUGAUCAACAAAAUACAAUUGUGCACUAUAUCAAUUUUCAUUCGUACUCACAAUUGUGGAUGUCACCAUGGGGUUAUACAACAUUGAGACCACCACAAUUCAAAUUACAAGAUGAUGGAUCUAUCCAAGCUGUCAACGCACUCCGUGCUGUACAUGGAACCCAAUAUCAGCAUGGCGCCAUUGCUCAAAUCAUCUAUGUUGCAUCGGGUAGUACAGCCGAUUGGACCUAUGGCGUAGCUAAUGUAACAUUUAGUUAUGGUGUCGAACUUCGUGAUACCGGUAAAUAUGGAUUUUUGCUUCCUGAAGACCAAAUCAUUCCAACUGGUGAAGAAACAGUGGCUGGCCUAGUAGCUUUACUUCAGUACAUUGAAAAACAAGUCUACGCUUGA